Molecule: messenger RNA, 4351 nt
Organism: Stomoxys calcitrans (stable fly)
Lineage: Eukaryota; Metazoa; Arthropoda; Insecta; Diptera; Muscidae
Gene: rl
Product: mitogen-activated protein kinase ERK-A
Exons: 7
Coding region: 1202-2377 (391 amino acids)
Biological process (GO): intracellular signal transduction; protein phosphorylation
Cellular component (GO): nucleus; cytoplasm
Molecular function (GO): ATP binding; MAP kinase activity
Source: RefSeq, a predicted model, not a curated record
CAUUUGUAGCAAACAGCAAACGACAUCCGUUUGUCACUUAAGAAAAAUAUUUGCACAGUGACUCACUAAAUAUAAAGUAAAAUAAAUAAAAUAUAUUUAUUGCGAUAUGUAUUAGAAUGCACAGUCAGGCGUCAAAGAGUUAAAACGAUAUCAAAGUGUAGACAGUGUUUUGCUUGCUCUUCAAUCUCCGGUGGCCUUCGUUGCUUUUCGGUUAAUCGCAUGUCAAAUUAUACGAGCAGACGCAGCAGGAAUGUAUCUAGUGACAACAGUGGAAAGUGCACAGAGGCUUCACAAAAAUUUGCAAAACUGAAAAAAAGUUCUUUGAGAUUGAAAAAUCAAACGGUCGCCUUACUCAACAGUUACAAGUGAAGAUAACGUGAAAUAAAACGAGCUCAAUCGACGCAGACCAAUUUAAAAAUUGCUGCACCUAUAGCUUGCAUUGGGUAAUUGUGGGCCACAAUCCAUCCUAUCUGGCGGUGAGAGUAUUGUCGUCUUAAUAUUUAUUCGGUCUGACGGAAGACCAGGUUUGCACACAACAGAGGAAAUAAUAAGUAAAGCAACACAAUUACUAUAAGCUUCAAAGUGGUCCAGGGUGUUGUCUCUUGCAUUCAAUUGGAAAAAAGAUUCUUAAUUUUGAGCACAUCGCCGACGUCAACCGCUGUUGUCUUUGCAGCAGCAAUAAAAUCGGCAACGACGAAAGACAUCCUUGGAUUUUAUAAUUUUCACAUUUAUUUGCUGUGACCACCCCCACAACCUUGCCUUCGGUGGUGCGCUCUCUUCACAUUGUCUACAAAUUUCUGCUGUUCCAGUAUCCCCAAUACAUCUCCUGUUAACUUACCACAUUGAAUACCGCACACAACAUAACUCGCGACAACAGAAGCUCCGCUUAAUAUUCUUGUUGUGUUGUUGUUUCUCUGUGUUUGAGUUGUGUAUGCGCCGUACUGUAAUGGUAUAUAUAUCGGUGGCAGAGCAAGCAUAACAUAAGAAGAAUAAGUGAAAAUUGUUGAAAAGAUACCUGUUGUUGGUGCGCUGAUAUAGGCGUUACCCACAUUUUUGCAAACCCUUGAAGUUUUUCCGAAAGAAAGAAGGGCAGUCUUUUGAUCUGCUAACGACAACACUCAAUUCCUUACACUACAGGGCACAGUAAGCCACCAAACAUUGCUUGAGGAUACAUUUCCCAAACGACAGCAGUAUUCGCAUAAUGGCAGAGGCAGCCAGUGCACCCACUGCAGCAGGUGGUUCAAAUCAGCAACAACCCAACAACAAUAGCACUUCAACAACAGCGGCGGCAACGCACACAGAUAAUCCCAAUGCAGAAGUUAUUCGCGGACAGAUCUUUGAAGUUGGUCCCCGUUAUCGUAAUUUAGCCUAUAUCGGUGAAGGUGCUUACGGCAUGGUCGUAUCUGCUUACGACACGCAUACAAAUACAAAAGUGGCAAUUAAAAAAAUAUCACCGUUCGAGCAUCAAACAUAUUGCCAGCGUACUCUGCGCGAAAUCAAAAUUCUAACACGUUUCAAGCACGAAAAUAUUAUCGACAUACGCGAUAUCUUGAGGGUGGACAGCAUAGAACAAAUGCGUGAUGUAUAUAUUGUACAGUGUUUAAUGGAGACUGAUCUAUACAAAUUACUUAAAACUCAGAGGCUAAGCAACGAUCACAUAUGCUACUUUUUGUAUCAAAUAUUGCGUGGUUUAAAGUACAUACACUCAGCUAAUGUAUUACAUAGGGAUUUGAAACCAAGCAAUCUACUCUUGAAUACAACUUGCGACCUGAAGAUUUGCGACUUUGGAUUGGCUCGUGUAGCUGACCCGGAGCAUGAUCAUACCGGGUUUCUAACAGAGUAUGUCGCUACGCGUUGGUACCGUGCACCCGAAAUCAUGCUCAACUCUAAGGGAUAUACCAAGUCAAUAGAUAUUUGGUCGGUAGGAUGUAUUUUAGCUGAAAUGCUUAGCAACCGACCUAUUUUUCCAGGCAAGCAUUAUCUAGAUCAAUUGAAUCAUAUAUUAGGCGUUUUGGGUUCACCCUCCAAAGAGGACCUCGAAUGUAUUAUAAACGAAAAGGCACGAAAUUACUUGGAGUCAUUACCAUUUAAACCGAAAGUGCCAUGGCCACGACUUUUCCCUAAUGCUGAUGAUUUGGCUUUGGACUUGUUGGGUAAAAUGUUAACAUUCAAUCCACAUAAUCGAAUACCAGUGGAAGAGGCAUUAGCGCAUCCUUAUCUAGAACAGUAUUACGAUCCUGGAGAUGAGCCCGUUGCAGAGGUGCCAUUCCGUAUUGGCAUGGAACUGGACGAUCUUCCAAGGGAAACACUAAAAACUCUUAUUUUUGAGGAAACUCUCAAGUUCACAGAACGACAACCAGAUAAUCAGGCCGUGUAAAGAUGACGACAUUGGGAACUGAGUUGUGGCUUGCUGUAAAAUUAUACGAUAAUAGAUAUUCAGGGGAUAGGAUGAAAGAGGACAUAUGUUAGAGAUGGAAAAGGUCAAACAGCAACAAAAUAACAACGUAACCUGCAUUUUAUUUUUUUUUUAGUUUAUAUUUGAGUGAUUAUAUUUGAUGAGACAUAAUCACACCUGAACGAGAUCAACUGGUCGUUACUAUUUGAUUCUACAUUUGAUUCCCUCACUCUUUGAAAAAUCCCCAAGAAAAAUCAUUGAAAAUAAUUUAAAUGCAAAUGGAGAAGAUUCCGCAAAGUUGAUGCCAAUUGGUGCAUGCGCCUAUUAUCUUUAAGUGCAUGCUCCAAUUAUUUUUAUGAUGUUUCAACUGAAAGUGCUUCACCAUCAUUGUGAUCUUAAACAUACAUACAUAUUUAAAAUAUUAAAAAAAGAACGUACAUACAAACAAGCAUAUAUAGAUAUACAUAUAUUAAUUGUUCUUCAUUUCCAUCGUAUUCAACACCUUCGUAUUUCUCAAAGUUACUUUUAAUUUUUACGAUUAUUGUACUGCAUCUUAUUAUUAUUAUUGUCAUUAUGAUUAUUGCUAUUAUUUUUAUUCAACACUUUUUAACUAACAGUAAGAUACAACAAAGUAUUUAGUAUUUCUUCCUCUUAUUUUAUCUCGGGUUAAUAAAAUGUUCAAUAAUUCUGUGAGUGUAGUUAAAUUAAAUAUGAAAAUAAAAAAAAAAACUUAAUAUUAUCGUCUUCAUAAACAAACAGAAAAAACACAACAAAAGAACCUUUACGAAAAACACAAAUACAAAAACAAAAUAAACAAAAAAACAAAGCGGAUAAAUUGCACAAAAUUUGUAUAUUUAGCAUUUUAACUAUUGAAACAAAAUAUAAUUAAAAAAUACUAAAAUACUUUUUUUUUGUCUGUUACUACACGUUAAGUUCAAUUUUUAUGUGCUUCAUUCAUUUUGGAUCCUUAUUUCAAUGGAUACACCAUUGUAUCUUACAACUGCCCCCAUGUAGGUAUUUUGGAACUAUAAUUAGCACCGCCACCAUGUUGGGCACUGGAAUAUUGGAGUUUUAGCAAAUCAAGGGUCGACACAAACAAUUUUUUUUUUAAUUUCAUUCAUAUUUCACCAAAACCCUAAAUUAUAAAAAAAAACAAGAAACUAUUUUGUUCAUGCACCUGGGGAGAAAAGAAAAAGGAGAUCCAAUCUGGAGAAGAUCAUGUCAUAAAGGGGCACAGACAAAACCUGUUUAGUUUUUAUAGGUUAUCCAUUAGAACACAUACACACGCAUAUACACAAAGUAAGAAAAACAAACAAUUUCUUCAAACUAAAAUAAGUCAACGUAAAAACUGAUCAUGAACAUUUCAAAUAUCUUACAAAUGUUUUAUGUCGUCUAUGUAUUUACACAUGUAUGUCUCUGUUUUUAAGAGACCACGAGUAGUAGUUGUUAAUCUUAUUUAUCAAUGGAAUCGUUCGUUCAUGUGAUUUUAAUAUUUUAGAAAUCUAAUAAAGCUGAUGUUCAUUGAAAUUCAAUUCAAUUUAAGAAUGGCGAGGGCGGGCGGACGCGUUCGAGUUGUGAACACUCGAUUGACAGAUGGAUGUGCUCCUCGUUUUAAGAGUACGAAUAAAACUUGAUCAUUGUAUUUAAUUCAAAUAAGAUAAUAUUUUUAACACAUUUAAUGAAUAAAUAAGAAAAAAUUAGAUUAUCCAUUAACUGCUUUAACUUCCACUAUGUGUUUUCUGUACCAUACCAACCUCUUCAACACUUUUUUUGUUUGUUUGUUUUUAAUAUAACUAUGUCUGUCUUUAUGGAAUUUGUUUAAAAUAUAUGGAAACGGAUAUGUCAAAUUACCAUCACAUGCAUGUUGAACUGAUAAUUACAAUAUGGAUUUCGUUUGAAUAAGACUUUAGUUUGGUUAACAAAUCAUUACAGAUUAAUAAAUCGAUCUCAAACUAA